Molecule: messenger RNA, 1083 nt
Organism: Sclerotinia trifoliorum
Lineage: Eukaryota; Fungi; Ascomycota; Leotiomycetes; Helotiales; Sclerotiniaceae
Source: the annotation of a GenBank genome assembly
UUUUUCGCGACGUCAAUAUCAACUUCCCAUCACAACACCUACCUAUUCAGCGAACUUUCUAUUUCUCCAUCAAAAUAAUUUUGGCCAAAAAGCAGCUUCGAGAUCGCAAAUACAAAUUGGCCCUCAGAGUCAUCGAGUCACGACGUCUCCAUACAAUUACUAGCACUCAUUGUUCCUCAAACUCACCAGCCUUGAAAUCUACCAUCGACACCAAUUUCAACACCUCCUCACCUCUCCACAAUGGACUACCAAAACCGCGCCGGUAGCAAAUUCGGCGGCGGUGGCGUCGCCUCCACCAGCGCAACCAACGCCGACCGACGGGAACGACUCCGCAAACUCGCGCUCGAAACUAUUGAUCUAGACAAAGACCCGUACUUCUUCAAAAACCACGUUGGCUCCUUCGAAUGUCGACUUUGUCUGACCGUACAUCAAAACGAUGGAUCCUAUCUCGCACACACGCAGGGACGCAAACAUCAGACGAAUCUCGCGCGGCGGGCCGCCCGCGAGGAGAAAGAGGGACGAGCAGGUAUCGAUCCCAUUACGGGGCUACCUGUCGGAAUGGUAGGAGCGCAAGUCAGUGUGCGCAAGAACAUGGUGAAGAUUGGACGGCCCGGGUAUAAGAUUACGAAGACGCGGGAUCCGGUUACGAGACAGCAGGGAUUGUUAUUUCAGUUGCAGUAUCCCGAGAUAGCGGCGGAUGUGCAGCCGCGCGUUCGCUUUAUGAGUGCGUAUGAGCAGAAGGUGGAGGAUCCGGAUAAGGAUUUUCAGUAUAUGUUGGUAGCAGCUGAGCCUUAUGAGACGUGUGGAUUUAAGUUGCAGGCAAGGGAGAUUGAUCGCUCGAAUGAUAGAUAUUGGACUUGGUGGGACUCUGAUUUGAAGGAGUUCUGGGUUCAGAUUAUGUUCAAGACGGAGAGAGAGGAGAGAUAUAGUGGUGUGCCUGGUUUGGCUCCAGUCAGGUGAAUUGGAGAGGCAAUGUCGGAUGGAGUUCAGAGGAGUUUGUAAUGGCUAAUUGUACUAUAAUAUGAGGUCACGGGAAUAUCACCAGGCACAAUACCGAGCAGUUGAUAUCAUUUCAAUUUUUGA